Messenger RNA from Exophiala spinifera, 1386 nucleotides. RefSeq names its product calcium/proton exchanger. The coding region runs from base 1 to 1386 and encodes 461 amino acids. Gene Ontology annotation, biological process: intracellular calcium ion homeostasis; calcium ion transmembrane transport. The record is from RefSeq and is a predicted model, not a curated record. Gene Ontology annotation, molecular function: calcium:proton antiporter activity. Gene Ontology annotation, cellular component: fungal-type vacuole membrane. The transcript has 2 exons. Lineage: Eukaryota; Fungi; Ascomycota; Eurotiomycetes; Chaetothyriales; Herpotrichiellaceae.
AUGACGGCGAUGUCUGCCAAUCCCACAGCUGCAAGCAAGAUUCGAACUGCCUUCUUGAGGACUCUCACCGGCGAGCGUGACCGACAGCGGGAAAACGGCUCUUCCAUGCCUGCGACCACCGACGAUGGCGGCCUGAAUGGCCGGGCCGCCGCUCCUGACGAGCGGACGAGCUUGCUGAACAGAUGGGGAUCUACAGACUCGGGGACGCCAUACCACAAACAUGAAAACAAGGCCAUCCGGUAUCCUUUCCUUGUGCUGCAUUUGACAUGGGAGGUGCUUAAAACAAACUACGUGAAUGUGCUCUUGGUUUUCGUGCCCUUGGGCAUCAUAGCGGGAUUGACCGACUGGUCGCCUGUCUCGCAGUUCGUGCUGAACUUCAUCGCCAUCAUACCCUUGGCCAGUCUGCUUGCUUUUGCGACCGAGGAGCUUGCUAUCCCGUUGGGCCAGACAAUCGGUGGAUUGCUGAACGCUACCUUUGGAAAUGCCGUCGAGCUUAUUGUCAGUAUCAUCGCGCUACAAAAAGGCUACAUCCGGAUCGUCCAGGCUAGUAUGCUGGGAAGCAUCUUGUCCAAUAUUCUGUUGGUUUUGGGAUGCUGCUUCUUUGCCGGCGGUCUACGAUACAAGGAACAGACAUUCAACUCGACGGUUGCAUCGACCAUGUCCUCGCUCAUGACAGUCGCGACCAGCUCUCUGAUCAUUCCGGCAACACUCUACGCAGUCAUGGCUGAGAACAAGUCGCAGGAGGACAACAUCAUGAUCCUCUCACGUGGCACGUCCAUCAUCUUACUCUUGAUCUAUGUUGCCUACCUAUACUUCCAACUCAAGUCCCACGCCGACAUGUUUGACGAUGCAGAAGCUCAAGAGGGCGCCGACGAAGAGGUCCAACUUCUGGGUCCCUGGGCAGCUGCCGUGGUUUUGAUCGUUGUCACGCUGCUGGUUGCGAUCUGUGCCGAGUACCUUGUCGGAAGUAUCGAUGCCAUUGUCGAGAAGGCCAACAUCAGCAGAACUUUUAUCGGUUUGAUCUUAAUCCCGAUCGUGGGUAACGCAGCAGAACAUGUCACGGCGGUCAUCGUCGCCUGGAAAAACAAGAUGGAUCUGGCUAUUGGCGUGGCUAUUGGCUCAAGUCUGCAAAUUGCCAUCUUCGUCACUCCAUUCUUAGUCGUGCUGGGUUGGAUCAUGGGUCAGCCAAUGACCCUACACUUUGAGACCUUCGAGACUGUCUCUUUCUUCUUGGCCAGUCUUGUCGUGGUUCUUCUCAUUCAAGACGGCAAAUCCAACUAUUUGGAGGGACUCCUGUGUCUGGGCAUGUACAUUAUCAUCGCUCUUGCAUUCUAUGUUUUACCUGAUGAUGCAAGCAGCGGGUUGGGAAACCUCUUGCACGGCUGA